Messenger RNA from Camelina sativa (false flax), 723 nucleotides. The record is from RefSeq and is a predicted model, not a curated record. Lineage: Eukaryota; Viridiplantae; Streptophyta; Magnoliopsida; Brassicales; Brassicaceae.
AUGGAAGAACUACCGUUUGAUGUAGAAAUCGAGAUCUUGCUGAGACUUCCAGUGCAACCUCUGCGUCGAUUAGAAUUGGUUUCAAAACAAUGGAGAAGUUUGAUAAGAUCUCGAGAUUUCAUGGAGCGGUACUUGGUUCAUCAGAAAUCCAAACACCGUUUCACGAUCCUUGCUAGUGUCAAAGUCAUGGACCCGCUCGCUCAUGAAGUUUCCCGGGAACCUCGAUUGUUCCGUUACUUCCAUUCAUCAAACGGUGUUCCCGGAUUUUCCUAUGUGCUGCUUCAAAAUAACGAACAUGUUCCUUGUCUCUCAUGCGACGGUUUCAUCUGCUGUCCGAGACCUGGGAAUCAUCAGUUUUCCAACCUGCCGUUUAGCAGCUUGUUAGGAUUUGGGAGAGACAGAGUGAGCGGAGAUUAUAAACUUGUUAGGUUAUUUGAACCGCAUGGGGAGUGUACGUUAUGCACAGAAUGCGAGCUUUUUUCGAUUAAGGCAAGGAAAUGGAUAUACAUAAGCCAUGUUCCUAUACCUUGCUUUAAUGGGCAACCUUCAGCGAGCGUUAACGGAUCCAUCUAUUGGUUCACUGCUUAUCUAUGGUUGAGGGAAGCCGAGUAUUCAACAACGGCCAAGAUCAUAGCAUUUGAUCUUCACACACACAGAUUCCGUGCAGUCCAUCACCCUCCUUUCGGUGCUAGUACAAACCCUCCUACCGAAUUCAUCUCGUGA